AUGAGAUUCGGUCAACAGCUGCGAAGCUCCCUGAUCAAGGACUGGUACUACUACUACAUCUCCUACGACGAGCUUAAGAAGAGCCUGCGCACCGACUUUGAACACGAGCCGCUGGUCCGUACCAACAGCGGCGGCAGGCGGAAAAAGUGGUCGGAGGAGGACGAGCAGCGGUUUGUCAACCAGCUUGAGCAGGAAUUGGACAAGGUCUUUACCUUCCAGAAAGUCAAGAGUCAGGAGAUUAUCCGCCGCAUUCAGUCCAGCGAGAAGGAGGUCAGCCAGGUCAUCGCCCGUGCCGAGGCUGCCCAACGCGAUGCUCAGGCUCAGGCGGACGCUCCCAGCGAGGAGGAGUUCCUGUUGCYAGAGGAGGACUUGUCGGACAUCAUUGCCGACGUGCAUGACCUGGCAAAAUUCACACAGCUGAACUACACUGGUUUCCAGAAGAUCAUCAAGAAGCACGAUAAGCAGACACAUUGGCAUUUGAAGCCGGUCUUUGGUGCACGACUCAAUGCCCGACCCUUCUUCCGGGAUGACUACGAUGGUACCGUCGUGAACCUCUCGAAGCUCUAUGACCAGGUCCGGACGCGGGGAAACCCUACCAUAGGGGAUUCCGCUGCUGGUGAGAAACAGCAGAACUUCGUCCGACAGACCACAAAGUACUGGGUGCAUCCGGACAACAUUACCGAGCUAAAGCUGAUUAUCCUCAAACACUUGCCUGUACUUGUAUUCAACCCCAGCAAAGAGUUUGAGAAGAAAGACUCUGCCAUCUCUUCCAUCUACUACGACAACCCGGAUACGUGGGAGCUCUACCAAGGUCGUUUGAAGAAGACCGAGGGUGCCGAAGCGAUUCGUCUGCGAUGGUACGGCGGAAUGGACGUCGAUACCAUAUUCGUGGAGAGGAAGACGCAUAGAGAGGAUUGGACUGGGGAAAAGUCUGUCAAAGCACGUUUCUCGACCAAGGAAAAGAACAUCAAUGCAUACUUGCGYGGGGACAUGACUACUGAACAAAUCUUUGAAAAAUCUCGCAGGGAGGGUAAGAAGAGUGAGAAGGAGAUCAAUGACCUCGAAGCUCUGGCCAAAGAGAUUCAAUUCCGCGCGAUCGACCGCAAGCUGGUGCCCGUUUGCCGGUCAUUCUACAACCGCACAGCUUUUCAGCUUCCCGGGGAUGCCCGCGUCCGUGUCUCGCUCGAUACUGAAUUGGCCAUGACCCGCGAAGACAACCUUGAUGGCAAGCAACGAUCUGGCAAGAAUUGGCGACGAAUGGACAUCGGAAUCGAUCAUCCUUUCAGUCAGCUACCGCCCGAGGAUGUCGAACUCUUUCCAUAUGGCGUUUUGGAAGUCAAGCUUCAAACUGCGGCAGGUCAAGAGCCACCAGAGUGGAUUCGAGAGUUGACAUGUUCUCAUCUUGUCGAGGCUGUGCCCAAAUUCUCCAAGUUCAUUCAUGGCUGCGCAAGUCUAUUCCCGACACGAAUCAACCUCCUCCCAUUCUGGUACACACAGAUGGAGACCGACAUCAGAAAGCCUGUCAGCCACAAAUUCGGAAUUGAGCGACCCGGCCAGAGCACCGACGCCAGCACCAGCGCCGGCUUGGACGAAGACAGUGAUGACGAGCUCGACGCCGAUGAUGAGGAUGGGCGAGACGAAGAUGACGAGAACGUGCAAARGCUGCGUGCUGCCCGAGAUGCGCUUGAGCAGCACGAAUUGGAUCGCCACCUCAGUAAUGCGAAUGGCGAUGCGAACGUCAUGGACGAAGAAGAACGCAUGUCUCACAAGCCUCUCGACACCACCGAGGAGGAUUACCCGCUCUACGAUUCGGAUGAUGAGGAGGAAGCGCUCGCCGAGGCGAAGCGUGUUGGUGGCUGGACUUAUCGACUGCAGCUGGCGAAGAGUUAUACCAAUCUGCUGGGCGACAAGGUUUUGUACGGCCUCAGCUACCUUACACCAUUCCCGAAACCUACUCCUAUUCCUGGACGACAGGGUAAGAUGGGAAUUCCCGGUGGAAGUGGUGUCAUGGAGAAAAGAUUCAAGGCUCCGAAGGGCAAGAAGAUCCACGUGCCCGUACGUGUGGAGCCAAAGGUAUCCUUUGCUGCGGAGCGCACGUUCUUGGCUUGGCUCGAAUUCUCCAUCAUCCUCGGAUCUAUCGCUGCGACACUGCUCAACUUUGGCGACCGCAUCUCUCUCGCCGCUGCAGUCGCAUUCACUGCCGUGGCGAUUGCCGCACWCCUCUACAGCAUGGCAAUCUUCCUCUGGCGUGUUGAUAGAAUCAAGCAGAGGAAGGCGGUCAACUAUCACGACAAAUGGGGCCCUUCCUUCUUAUGUUUGGGACUGGUGGCCUGCGUGACCGUGGCAGUCGGGUACCGAUUCCAGUAUGGUGGAGAUGGAGAUCUCAGAGGGAGAGGGUGA
Ramularia collo-cygni is the source of this 2400-nucleotide messenger RNA. Its product is annotated as probable vacuolar transporter chaperone 4. Gene Ontology annotation, biological process: polyphosphate metabolic process; vacuolar transport; vacuole fusion, non-autophagic. The record is from RefSeq and is a predicted model, not a curated record. Lineage: Eukaryota; Fungi; Ascomycota; Dothideomycetes; Mycosphaerellales; Mycosphaerellaceae. Gene Ontology annotation, cellular component: vacuolar transporter chaperone complex; fungal-type vacuole membrane. The coding region runs from base 1 to 2400 and encodes 799 amino acids. The transcript is spliced from 3 exons.